Procambarus clarkii (red swamp crayfish) is the source of this 459-nucleotide messenger RNA. Lineage: Eukaryota; Metazoa; Arthropoda; Malacostraca; Decapoda; Cambaridae. The record is from RefSeq and is a predicted model, not a curated record.
AUGCACGAACUUGGCCAAGAACUGGGUCCCGAAGUAGGGCACGAACUUGGCACGGAAUUAGGGCACGAACUUGGCCGCGAACUGGGUCCCGAAGUAGGGCACGAACUUGGCACGGAAUUAGGGCACGAACUUGGCCGCGAACUGGGUCCCGAAUUAGGGCACGAACUUGGCAAGGAAUUAGGGCACGAAUUUGGCAAGGAAUUAGGGCACGAACUUGGCAAGGAAUUAGGGCACGUACUUGGCCGCGAACUGGGUCCCGAAGUAGGGCACGAACUUGGCAAGGAAUUAGGGCACGAACUUGGCAAGGAAUUAGGGCACGAACUAGGUAACAAUCUGGAGCCCGAACUGGGCCAAGAAAUAAGCAACAAAGUGGAACAUGUAUGUAAUGGGCUGCGAACUAGACAACGGAAUGGGACAAACAGGGGUAUGAACUGUGGUCCCAAGUUGACACCGAACUGA